CCAACACCCUCGUAAUCUGCCACCUCCAUUUCUUGUCUUGUCCUCUCUGCUCCCACUCUCUCUCCCUCUUCCACCAUCGUCACAUUCUUUUCAUUCUUCGAUUCCCUACCUCAUCCUCCUACCACAUUUCCUAAUUCUCUUUUCUUUUUUCAGCCCUCCGAGACAGCUAACUGGACGACUGCAAUUGGCUUCGGAGCUGCUGUCUAGGGUCUGGUCCUACCACCACCACCACCCCCGACCCGACGCCCACGUCACGUCAGGCUUAGCUACUUAUACAGCUACCAUAACCUCCUCCUGCAAACAACCUCAGCCCGAGCUUCAAGCUUCACGGAUCUUUGUCCAUAGCCUGCUCAUCAUUAACAAGUGCUGCGAUUGGCAUAUGUGAUUGACCAUGGCAACGCAACGGUCUGAAGCAGAGCUGAAGCAGCAGGGCGCGAUCGAGGCCGCCGCGGAUCCGAACAGCUCAGUCACUGCACAGGACGCAGAGGACAAGCUCGUAAACGAGGCAAAGAAGGGUGGCGCCACGGCUCUGCAGUUCGAUCCCAAUGCCAGCCCAGAGGAGAAGGCCGCUCAGGCGAGAGCUCGCAUUCCUGAAGGUGUGCAGAAGGAGCACAAUCCGAAAGCGACCGCUCUCGUAUCUGAUGUCGAUGACGGCUCGGCCAAAAAAUACGAUCUUCCCCCUGCUACGAAAUCUGGUGCUAUUACUCCAGACAAUGCCCCGACGGAUAAUGCCAACGGCAAGACAAAAGAGGAAGAGGAUGAAUGGUCGCGCGUAGGCUGGGCACCUCGAUUCGGCGCACUGAAGAACGACGAUGACGACGGCACUACACUGCUUGAUCACCAGACAUGGCUCGAGGGCAAGAUUGACGACAAGUUCUUUGGAGACUGGUACCACAAUGCUGGAAUCAUGGUAUUCGCUUGCCUUACGUGCUGGGUUGUUGGCAUCCUGGGCGGUGGUCUGGGAUGGAUCUUCAUCGUAGGCGCGUUCUGUACAACCUACUAUCGAACCUCUCUCCGCAGAGUGCGCCGAAACUUCCGAGACGACGUCAAUCGAGAGCUCGCGAAGACGAAGUUGGAGACUGACCAUGAGUCGCUGGAAUGGAUCAACAGCUUUCUGGUCAAGUUUUGGCCCAUCUACCAACCAAUUCUGUGCAACACCAUCGUGCAAUCGGUUGAUCAGGUUCUCUCGACGGCAACACCGGCCUUUUUGGACAGUCUUCGGCUAAAGACUUUCACCCUGGGCACAAAACCACCACGGAUGGAACAUGUCAAAACCUACCCCAAAGCCGAGGACGACAUCGUGUUGAUGGACUGGAAAUUCAGCUUCACGCCCAACGACGUGGCUGAUCUGACGGCCAAGCAGAUCAAAACAAAGAUCAACCCAAAAGUCGUUCUUGAAGUGAGGAUUGGCAAGGGUAUGGUCAGCAAGGGCUUGGACGUCAUUGUGGAAGACAUGGCCUUUUCUGGGUUGAUGCGGGUGAAGAUGAAGCUGCAGUUGCCAUUUCCACACAUUGAGAGGAUUGAGAUAUGCUUCCUGGAGCGUCCCACCAUCGAUUAUGUCUGCAAGCCUCUUGGUGGCGAUACCUUUGGCUUCGAUAUCAAUUUCCUUCCCGGCCUAGAAAGCUUCAUCAUGGAACAGGUUCACGCAAACCUGGGACCGAUGAUGUACGAUCCUAACGUCUUCCCGAUCGAGGUUGCUAAAAUGCUUGCUGGAAAUCCAGUGGAUCAAGCUAUCGGUGUUGUCCAGAUACAGUUCCAUGGAGCGCAAGGGCUCAAGAACCCCGACAAGUUCUCCGGCACUCCCGACCCGUAUGCUGUCGUGUCUAUCAAUGACAGGGACCCUCUUGGUAGGACCAAGACUGCGCAUGAGAAUACCAACCCCCGCUGGAAUGAGACGGUAAACAUUAUUGUGACGUCGCUUCGCGAUCAGCUCACUAUCGGGACCUACGAUUACAACGAGUACCGCAAAGACAAGGAGCUCGGAAAAGCGAAUUUCGACCUCGAGCAACUGGAAACACAACCCGAACACGAGAACCUGCAGCUUGAGGUACUGGCGAAUGGUCGACCUCGUGGCAUCGUGCAAUGUGACAUUCGCUUCUUCCCCGUACUGGAAGGCCGGAAGCUCGAGGGAGGUGUGGAGGAACCCCCACCAGAAUCUCUUACUGGUAUAGUGAAGUUUACCGUCGAGCGUGCUAAAGAGCUCGACCACUCCAAGAGCAUGAUCGGACAGUUGAACCCGUACGCGGUCCUGCUUCUGAACGGCAAGGAAGUCCAGAUCUCGAAGAAGCUCAAGAGAACAAAUGACCCAAUCUGGCCCGAUGCCACCAAGGAAAUGCUCAUCACCGACCGUAGAAAGGCGAAGUUGGGGCUCGUGAUCAAGGACGAUCGCGACAUUGCGGUCGAUCCCAUUGUCGGAAACUACCAGAUCAAGCUCGACGAUAUGCUUGACUUGCAAGCCAAAGGUCACGAAUGGUACAGCCUGGCUGGUGUCAAGACAGGGCGGGCGAAAAUGAUGAUACAGUGGAAGCCAGUGCAGAUGACUGGAGCGCUUGGAGGCUCUGGCGGCUACGUCACGCCGAUUGGUGUUAUGCGGUUGCAUUUCAUCAACGCCCGCGAUCUUCGCAAUGUGGAAACAAUGGGCAAGUCCGAUCCAUACGUGCGCGUCCUCCUUUCGGGAAUUGAGAAAGGCCGUACCGUCACAUUCAAGAACAAUCUCAACCCGGACUGGGACGAGGUCCUGUACGUGCCUGUGCACUCCGCUCGAGAGAAGCUAGUGCUUGAAGUAAUGGACCAAGAAAAUGUUGGGCGCGAUCGAUCGUUGGGUCACAUCGAGCUACCAUGUGCAGACUUCCUCAGGCAGAACAGCGAAGGGGAAUACGAAGCACAAGAAAACAAGGACCCUAUUGCUGGCGCUCUCCGCUCCGGAGCCCGAGGCGUCGUCAAGGGCACGCUGAACUAUACUGCAUCAUUCUACCCGACGGAGCCUAUAAUCGAUCCUGACGAAGAGGAUCGGGAGAGCUUGCGCGGUAGUACUGACGAGAGUAGACCCAGUCUUGAUGGCACCACUAACAGAGCAAGCACAGAUUCGAUCAGAAAGAGCAUCGAGCCUGCCCGAGAGCGUGGAUCGCUGUCCCGCAGUGGUACCAUUACCUCUCUCCGCAAGGCUGGCGAUGCUAAUGGCGAAGUAGAUCUCGCCAAGAAGCUCGCAGAGGGAGAACGCGAGCAGACGGAGCUGGAAGACAAGCCGAAGAAGGUCGUGCCGAAGCUGAGGAUCGAUGCGGAGAACAUUGGCCAAUACGAAUCUGGGCUUGUCGUCUUCAAGCUGAUCGACGCGGAUCUGUCGGAGGCGGACUGCUACGUUGAGAUUGUCAUGGACGACAUGGCGUUUGCCUCUUAUUCGAGCUCGAAGGUUCGGUCGAAGAAACACACGUUCAACGAGACUGGCGAUGCCAUGGUUCGCGAGCUCGACUUUUCGAAGAUCACGCUUCGUCUGAUAGAGGAAGUGGACAGAAAGGGCGAGGGCAAGGAAAGCCAUAUUAUUGCCAAACUGACGGGGAACACGAUCGAUGUCCUACGUCGAGCUCUGUAUGCGCCCACUCUGUUCACGCUAAAAGACGAGCACGGCAAGGGGAGCAAGAUCACUGUGAGCCUCAAGUACAUUCCUGUCAAGAUGCAGCUGGAUCCUAGCGAGAGCUUCAACAACUCCGGCACCUUGCGCGUCGACGUUCUUGAUGCGGCUGACCUGCCGGCUGCGGACCGCAACGGCUACAGUGAUCCGUACUGCAAGUUCAACCUGAAUGGCAAGGAGAUAUUCAAGACCAAAACCCAGAAGAAGACGCUGCAUCCGGCGUGGAACGAGUUCUUUGAAGUUCAAGUUCGGUCCAGAACAGCGGCGCAGUUUGAUGUUGUUGUUUACGACUGGGACUUUGGCGACAAGGCUGACCUGCUGGGCAAAGCCGCCAUUAAUCUGGACAUACUCGAGCCGUUCCAGGCGCAAGAAGUUACACUGGGACUAGAUGGCAAAUCGGGUGCGGUCAGGCUGAAGAUGCUGUUCAAGCCAGAUUAUGUCACGCGCACUAGACAAGGCUCCUCGACCUUCCACGGCACGUUUGCUGCUCCUGGCAAGGUGAUUGGCGCACCCGUCAAAGGGGUGGGCAAGGGUGCCGUGUUUGUGGGAGGUGGUGUGGUCAAAGGAGCAACGUUCCUGGGUCGCACGUUCAGGGGCAAGAAGAAGGGCGAAAACGACACGGACGCUGACUCAAUCAACGGCUCGGCUAACCCCAAGAUAUCCGUCGACGACCAGGACCCGGACUCGCCUCCUGGCUCCGCCAACCCUCAAGCAGUCACCCCGACUAACCACCACCGCCACCGAUCGAUGGGCGCCCAGUCCAUCUCCAGCCAGAUGGGUGUCUCACCCGGAGGCGCCGAGACUGGUAUUGCAUCAUUCACCAUCGUCUCGGCAUCAGAGUACCCCUCGGGCUCCAACGUCCGCGUACACGUCGAGAUGAAGACGGGCAAGGGCGACAAGGAAGUCCACAAGACCAAAGCCAUCAAGUCCAGGUCCGGCGACCCGGUCACCUGGCCGGACAGCAGCGAGACCUUCAAGGUCCAAUGCGCCGCCGACACGGCCUUUAAGAUUACGGUCAAGGACCACAGCACGUUUGGCAGCGACGACGAGCUCGGCUCCGUGCCCUUUUUCAUCGACGACUCGGGCAGCGGUGGCGGCGAGCGGUCGAUGCAGGUGGGCGAGGGUCAUGUUGUCGUCCGGAGCCAGUUUGUGCCGUCGGCGGAUCGGGAUGGGGCCGCGCGCGAGUUGACGCCGCAUAGUCCGGGGAAGCUGCGGCGGAGUAUUCUUGGGACGUCGAGGGGGCGGGAGCGCAGCGUGACGCCGUCGUGAUGGGAGGCUUGAUGGGCGGGGGUGGACUAUAUCUAACUCUCGGCCUGGAGUGGCUUGGGUUGUUGGGGGUUAGGAUGGAAAUUAAAGCAAAGAUGUGUUGACGACGACGCCGGGCUUGCUGUGUAUUUUUCUCUAGGGCGGUGAUCGUGGCUACAAACUUCUUCUUCUACAAAAAUGUUUCCAACCCCUUUUUUGAGUACAAGAUGGACAGAGUGAGUAGCUAGGCCAGGUGGCAAGGCUCGCGCGCAUAUCGUUCCUGGGGUGUUUAUGCUUGUGCUUCUGC
Molecule: messenger RNA, 5180 nt
Organism: Pseudovirgaria hyperparasitica
Lineage: Eukaryota; Fungi; Ascomycota; Dothideomycetes; Acrospermales; Acrospermaceae
Product: tricalbin
Exons: 5
Coding region: 392-4897 (1501 amino acids)
Molecular function (GO): lipid binding
Source: RefSeq, a predicted model, not a curated record